Chlorocebus sabaeus (green monkey) is the source of this 7668-nucleotide messenger RNA. The record is from RefSeq and is a predicted model, not a curated record. Lineage: Eukaryota; Metazoa; Chordata; Mammalia; Primates; Cercopithecidae.
UUCACUGUGUUAGCCAGGAUGGUCUCGAUCUCCUGACCUUGUGAUCCACCCGCCUAGGCCUCCCAAAGUGCUGGGAUUACAGUCGUGAGCCACUGUGCCCGGCCUUUCCUUCCUUUUAUAUCACACAGAAAAUCUAUCUUUUAGAAUUGGUACAUUGGCAGGUUAGCUUCAUUUUAUAUGCGUUAUGAUCAAUGAUACUGCUCUUGGUGUUUUAGUUGUUAAGGAAUGUAUUGAAUGGAUGUUUAAAUAAAGAUAAUGUAUUUAAUAGGUUUUAUAAAUAUCAAGAGUCAUGCUGCGACUCUACUGUGUGAAAUUAGCAAAGGAAAGUCAUAACUGUAACGUGUAUCUUUGCAUGCCCGAGUGCUAACACUUGUCAGAAUUUUUCUUACAUAAAGAGCUCUUUGCUUUGCAUUAAUGUAGUUAUAGUGAAGUCAUUUUGGAGGUAUUGUUGGUAACUUUAAUUCCUAGAGAAAACAUACAGUGUUAAAAAGAAAAUAAUAUUGACGUCUAUAGUCCCUGUUUCUUUUCUCCUAGUGAGGAGAAAAGAUUUCCAUUUAUACUAUUUGCACAUUACGUAAUUGUAAAUUUUACCUUGUAAAGAAUUCUGUUCUUCAGGACUGAGAGGGGAUCUAGAAAUGGAAGUCAUUUGGUACUUUGAGAAACUUUUCUUCUAGCUUCUUGAUAACAGAUAAUUGACCUUUUUCAUUUUCACAUUAUUUUAGCACCUUUGAUUAUUAAUGAACUAUUAAUGACUGUCUUCUUUGAUCUUCCUACCCUCUUAAAAGGAACUAGUUGGGCAGAAGAUAAAAGUGUCAGCUUGCAUCUCUGGGUACUUUGAACCAGGGAACAAAUACCAAAUUGUGUUUAAAAUCAAAGAUAGAUGGUUUGACCUGGAGAAUCAUGCCUGAAUCAAAGCAAGGAGGACUUGAAACUCAUACCAAGAGUUAGGGGUGGAUUGCAGGGUGAAUGAAAAACCUAGUAAGCAAAGAAGACCAAAGCUUGAAAGAAUGAGCUUUUUUAGAAAUGGAUGACUUACUCAGCUGGGUGCAAUAGCUCGUGUCUGUAAUCCUAGAACUUUGAGAGGAUUGGUAGGAGCAUUGCUUGAGGCCAGGAGUUUGAGAGCAGCCUGGGCAACAUAGCAAAAUUCUGUCUCUACCAAAAAAGAAAAGGGGGGCGGGGUUAUGGAGGUAGCUGGACUCUGUAAAGUGGCUGACCUUUCGUGUUCCUGUAGCAUAUUGUACAAAUAGUUCAGAUCCGUAUGUAGUAGCUGAGGGGGAAUGAAAACCAUACCUCUUCUCCCUCAGACCCCUGUAACUGGUAAGUAUAGCUAUGGUUAUUUUCUUGGAUUUAGUAGCAGCCUUAAUGCAGGAGUCUCAAACUUAAAUGCCUGCAGAGGCCACCAAGGUAAUAUAAAAGAGUUAAGUGGGCUGGCUAUAAGAGAAUAAGGAGUGGUGGGGAUUGUGGUAAAAUGAAAAACCAACCUAAUCAAAAACUCCAGCUAUUAUUGCCAUUAAGGAAUAGGGGUUCCAUGGAGGUAGAUUUUUCAGAGUUUGCAAGAGAAGCUGAAAAUGUGGUUUUGGGGUGAAAUUUCCUAAAUUUUAAAAUAUUUUGUUGGUUAAGCAGAAUUGCCAGCUGUAUUCAACCUGUGGUGUGCCAGUUUGCAUAUUCUACUUUAGUGUAUUUUCUGUGCAUUCAUAAAGGUUCCCAUGAGUGCUCUUCUGAAAUCUGUUUCUUCUAGCAAACAGACUUGGGAGCUGAUCAUGAUACCACUACAUAUUUAUUUUCUACUCAUUAAUGUAUAUGAACUGUCUUGGAUUGUUGGAGCAUAUCAGAGGAGUGUAUGAAGCAGAUGGCCAGGAGCAACAGGGUACUUAAUUUGGAAAGCCACAGAUUGAUGACCUCUAUUUUAUUAAAGAUUCUUGAUAUGGGUGGAUAGGUAGUGUGGUCAUCUCCAUGGCACUUGCCAGGAGAUCAAUAAUCUCCUUAUAUCAUUUGCUGAUAGACCAGAUGCCUUCCUAGAUAAUUUUUCUAGAUAUUGCCUAGGUAAAGAAAGCCAGUGGGGGAUAUCAGAGGCUAGAGAUGUAGAAGGAAUAGAAAGCAUAAUUGCAGCUUUCUGAGAAAAUUAGAGAUUGAGCCUGUCUAUUCUCUAUAUUCAUCAAUCCCUCUGAAAUUCUCAUGUGCAGAAUUUGGAAACCAUAUAUUAUUUAUAACUUUUCUAUUUUUAUUUUUUGACUUUUUAAAAAAUGUUUCUUUAUUUUUGCAUGGGUACUGCAUAUAUAAUAUUAACAAAAAAUGAAUAAAUAAACCAGUAAAGGAGAUUGUACAAUGGAAAGUCUGGCCCUUCUCAUCUCAGAUUCAACUUCUCCUGUCCUUCUCUGCAGGCACCCACUGUUUCUGUUUUCUUCUGUUAUCCUUCCAGAGAUUUUCUGUGCCUAAACACCAUUUGAAGCCAUGAAUGUAUAGUGAUGAGGGAUUUUUUACAGUUGCACAUGACAUCCUGGGAUUAGAAAUGCAAUUAGAUAUUGAGAAUAUUGAUGAGCCAAUAGGAGCUGAUGGGUUAGAAAAAUAAGGAGAUGAAGAGAAUCCAGGAUUUUAAGGUUUAAAUGAAGUUAGAGACUAGAUUUGGAGGGAGUAAGAGAAGAUACAGAAUUAUAUUUAAAAGAUUCAGAAUUUGGAAAAUUAGAACUAGUAUUAGUUUUAACUGGAAUCAUAUAAUGUAUGUGUUCAUACCAAGUAGAACAAAAAUAUGGUCUUUUUUUCCUCUCAUAUUUAAACUCCACAUUAUCUACCAUAAUGUUCCACAAAGAGCACAUAUUUAGUAAAUAUUGCCUUUAGUGUCCAAUUAUGUUUGAGCUUGCGGUAAAGUUUAGAUUUCUAAUUGCUAAUCAUGUUUCAUUUAAAAAAUAAUCUAUAAUGUUAUUUGCGAGAAUUUCAAUCCAUAGUCUUUUAGAAAAAAUAUCAAUACCAUAGGCAGAAAAAUAAUAUUUCAGGUAAUAGAGCAUGUCACUGCAUACAAAUCCGUUCUUACUUCAAUCAAAAAAGAAUAUGAUGCCUUUAUUGAGACAAUAAAGAAAGGCCGAAGAACUGCAUUUUGUCUUCAUGGAAAACUUAAAGGUUUGGCAGCAGAGCCUACAGCUUUGGUAUAUCACAGGAAAAGAACAAUCCAACUUGAAGCAAAGUAUGACUCUCCAAGAAUCCAUGAAUCUAGAUGCUCUCACUAAAUACAUGAAACAUCUUGAAGAUAAAUAUGCAGAAAUUAAACAAGCUAUGUUGAUAAAAUAUGUGCCAGCUCAGAGGAAGUCUGAUUUAGAUGAAGAAAUGAUUGUGUUAUUAAAACGGCGAGAUGUAGCUGAAAAUCUGAACAGAAAGUUACAGUUUUGUCAUCAAAGACUGCAGAUAAUUUCACAGGCACUUACUUCAUGGGUAAAAUCUGAUAUGAGCAGCCCAUUUCAAGACUUUGUGGAGCAAAUUCAGAAAACCAAAUAUUUACAAGGUGACCGAGGCAUUGUUGAAGAACUAAUGGAAGAUGAUCCGCACAGGGCAAAAGAAGCUGAAAUUAUGCUUCACUACAUUGAAAGAUUUAAUGAGUUAAUCUCACUUGGUGAAUAUGAAAAGGCAGCUUGUUAUGCAGCAAACAGUCCUAGAAGAAUUCUUCGAAACGUUGGUACAAUGAAUACAUUUAAGGCUGUUGGAAAAAUUAGAGGAAAGCCUCUUCCAUUACUCUUAUUUUUUGAGGCCCUCUUUAUCACAAGUCAUGCUUUUCGAUGUCCUGUUGAUGCAGCUCUAACCCUGGAAGGAAUCAAAUGUGGAUUAUCGGAAAAACGGUUAGAUUUAGUUAUCAAUUGGGUUACACAGCAAAGACUGACAUUUUCUGAGGAGGCUGGGGAUGUGAUUUGUGAUUAUGGGGAGCAGGAUACUUAUAACAAGGCCAAGUGCCUGGCUUUAGCUCAGAUUAUCUACAGUGAAUGUGGCCUGCACAACAAAGUUAUUCUUUGCUUGUGUAAACAGGGUCAGACUCAUAGGGUCAUGGAGUACAUACAGCAGUUCAAGGACUUUACUACCGAUGACCUGUUGCAGCUAUUAAUGUCAUGUCCCCAGAUUGAAUUAAUUCAGUGUCUCACUAAAGAGUUGAAUGAGAAACAAACAUCUUUAUCUUUUGGUCUUGCCAUACUUCAUCUGUUCUCUGUAGAUAAGAAAAAAAUUGGCAUUAAGCUACUUCAAGAAAUAAAUAAAGGUGGGAUAGAUGCAGUAGAAAGUCUUAUGAUAAAUGAUUCAUUUUGCUCCACAGAAAGGUGGCAAGAAGUGGCAAAUAUAUGUUCACAGAAUGGCUUUGACAAAUUAUCUAAUGACAUCAUGUCUAUUCUUCGAUCUCAGGCUGCAGUUACAGAAAUUUCUGAAGAGGAUGACGCAGUUAACCUAAUGGAACAUGUGUUUUGGUAGUUCUAUAUCUUAACCAGCAGAGGGAGCUUGUACAACACUUUAUGUAUGCUGGUUGGGCAAACGGAUUUUAACAUAACUAACUAAUAAAUAAAUUUAGAGUAAGCUCUCAGAAAUAAAUCACACUUUUGUUAUGAUGACAUUUGGAUUUGUCUUUGAAAUAUUUAUACCAUUGCUUCCUUUUUCCCAUAUGGUCAUUUCUUAUAUUGAAUCUUGAUAAAAUCCAAGAUUAUAACUUUGUGCGAAACAGUGUAGGCAUUUUUAUCUAAGGACAUAAGCUAAUGUCCAGAUAUAUUACUUUCUGGUGAUGUAAUAUGAUAGCAAAAACUAAAGAAGGUGCAGGUAGUAUCCUGUGUAUUAGACUGUCUUCCCAAAUGUGAAAUGCUACAAGCCUGACUUGACAAGAAAAACAGAAUAUCAUUUCAAGGUUGGACUUGCUGGCAAAAACCUGGAGUACAGUAAUUUUGUAUUGCUGAUUUAAAGAUGUGCCCCAUGCUUUGAUAUACAUAAAUAUGGCAAAGCUUAAGCUUCUAGUAUAAAAACUGGGAAUCUUGGCAUAUUAUUACUUAGAGAGAGGACCAGUCAAAUUUUGCAUAGAAGUAGACCUGUGAUACCUAUAGGUAUGGAAAAUAUGUCAUAAGAAGUGGUUUUGGAUGAUUUCAAGUAUCUGAAUAAGUAUUUGAUUGAAAAUUCUGAAAGUUCUGUGCCGUGGACAGUUGUAAUAUUUAAAAUAUUUAAUGAUUAGUAUGGCAUGGGCACAAAUCGAACAGAACAGAUACCCGAUUAAUCAGAACAGCCUUUAGCCCUUACGCCACACCACAGCAUACUAGCUAAAUGUUAGCCUGGACCAUGGAACAUGGUUAAAAUGAGCUGCUGGCUGGGCGAGGUAGCUCAUGUCUGUAAUGCCAGCACUUUGGGAGGUUGAGGCAGGAGGAUCACUUGAGCCCAGGAGUUUGAGACCAGCUAGGUAACACAGUGAGAUCCCAUCUCUGUUAUUAAAAAAAGAAAAAAAAUUUUCAAGUAAAAAAUGAAAAUGAGCUGCUAUUAGAAUAAGAGCAAAGAGCAUAACUUUUCCCCUCCUAAACUUAAAUUGCAUAUGUAUUUUUAUGUUAUAGUGGAAAGAAGAUGAACAGGGAGUCAGACAGCUUCAUAUUAAAAUUCUGGUCCUACCUCUUACUCAUUUAUAAAAUAUGGGCAGUCCUCCCUUAGGCUUGUUGUGAGGAUUAGUGAUAAUGUAUGUGUAGUGUAAGUGUAUAACAUGAUAGAGGAACUUAGUAAAAGAUAGCUAUAAUUCCUUUGUAAUAGGCCCCAGAAACACACGUUUUUCUACUUAGUUUGUACUUACUAAAUCCCAUAUGUCUAUUCAUUUGUAUUUAUAUGUUUAUCCUUCUUUAUGAUAUAUUGGUACAACUUACUGCUGAUAUUAUCUGUCCACACUCGUAUUAGGGUUGCCUGGCUUAUUUUAUAAAUUCAGAAGCAUUCAAGCUGAGUUUUUAAUUUUUCCAUUUGGUGCUAAACAGAGUACUGGAUAAUUAUAAUUCAGCUUUCUAAAACAUAGCUUUUUUAAAGUAAUACAUGUGCAUAGUUUAAAAAGCAAUUUAUUACUAAAAGGCUUAUCAAAAUAAUAUUUUGAUUUUUGGCCUUCAUGCUAGCUGUUGAAAAGAGCAGAUAAAGGAUGGAAAAAAGGAAUGGAGAGGGAGAGGUAUUUCAGCAGCACUGGUUCUUUGUGUACCAAUGGCUUAAAACCUUUUUUUUUUUUUUCUUUGAGACCUAUAUGAUUGAUAGAAAGCUAUUAUGUGUCCGUUGACAGAGCUUAGAAAAAACAUGUCUCCAUGAAAGCUGGGAGGAUAAAGUAGGUAUAUAAAUCUAGAGAAAGCUUAAACAGCUGUUGUUGUUCUUCUUCUAAUUUUGCCUUGUUUUUCCUUUGCUCAUUAUUACUCCUUCUCAGCUAGCAUUGCCUUUGGCAGCUUUCCCAAGGAAAGUGAAAGUUGUUAAGUGAAUAUAAAUUAAAAUGCCUGGUGAUGGAAAAUGGAGUUGGGAGGAAGAGCAAGAUUAUAAAGUUAAAUGAGAAAGGAGAAAGAAUUGAGUUGUGAGCUACAGAGGGCUUUGAAGCUGUCAGAGCCUCCGUGUAAGCUACACUGAAGGAGGUAUCAUCUGGGCCUCAGCACAGAAACCUGCAUUCUAGACCAGCCCCACCACUGUCUAGCUGCGUGUCCUUUUCCUCAUGCUUAAGAUAAAUUUAUUUUGACUAGAUAACUCCUCUUGUCAUUUCCACCUCUAAAAUUCAGUAAUUCUGAAAAGGUACAAAUUAUUUCCCAAUGCUUCUUGACCUUCAGCCUAAAUUUGAAAUACUACAAUUCGACAUCAGCAUCAACAACAUCUACUGAAUACCUAUUUUGCAUACAAUUUCUGCUAGCAAGAUUACAACUUCAAUGGAAACACACAGCAUAUUUUAAAAGUUACUACUAAUAAUUCCUUAACAUUAUCUAAUAGUCCAUAUUCAAAUUUCACCAGUUGCUUAAAAAUGCCUUUUAACAUUUGAAUUGUUCCAAUGAAGAUUUAACCAAUGUUCGUGUGUUCCAUUAGGUCUUGCUGUCUUGAGCGUGUCUUCUCUCUUUUUUUCUUCUUGCCAUUGAUUGCUUUACAUAGCAGUUGCAUAGCAAGAGCCAUGAUGAAGUAAGUUUCUCUGAUUUCACAUUAGGUUUUCUUUCUACCAUACCAUUGAGGAAAGGAAGGUAUUUUUUCCAAUAUUUAAUUGUAACUAGCUACAUUUUUGUUUAUUGUAGUCAUGCAUGUAUCAGAAUGAAUUUCUAUUAAAUUCAUUCAUUUGGAAAGGUUUAGAGAUGUUCUGAAACAGAAAUCUAAUCUAAUGAAAAAAAUUUUCUUAAUAUUUAGAACUUUUUCAAAUUCCUGAAUUAACUAAGAAAUGACCAUUAAAUUAAUCACUUUUUUAACUUUAAAAGAUGAAAAACUGAUACUUUUUAGGUGCCUGGAAUUCUGUUGGAUUGCUAAAGCAUAUGUUAAGUCAAAAAUCAUAGCAGAGGCCUUAUUUUUUUUUUUUAACUUUGUACAUUUCAUAGAAAGCGCGUACGUUUCUUCCAUUCUUUCUCAGAAAAAAACAACAUUUAACAAAUGUUCGGUGUAGCACUACUGAAAAUAUAAAACUGUCAAUUUGCUAGUAGUUAUAAUUUGUUGUGUUCUUGAAUAAAAAUAUAUUGGAUACAUAAAAAA